Molecule: messenger RNA, 3762 nt
Organism: Pseudocercospora fijiensis CIRAD86
Lineage: Eukaryota; Fungi; Ascomycota; Dothideomycetes; Mycosphaerellales; Mycosphaerellaceae
Exons: 22
Coding region: 1-3762 (1253 amino acids)
Source: RefSeq, a predicted model, not a curated record
AUGAUUGUGAUUACAGGCGCUGACUACCACUCCCAAUUUCAAUGCCUUGCACGGCUCUGCCGGAUCGUGGACGUGAUGGUUGCCAGGUCGAAAGCGAAUUGUGCUGUUUCUUCAAAUCACAGCCCAGAUUCCCCUCAUUGUCCCGUGGACAAGAUGAACGGUGCUGCCCCGAGCUUGGUGGCUUCCAUACUUGAGACCGAGAGCUUGCCGCAAAUUCGGGCCGAUGACAUCCAGCAGCGGUAUCCUGAACGAAGAGAGAUCUGUACAUCUCCAUCGACUUUGCAUUGCGGUGAUCGGCUGAUUGUGGAAGGCAGGAGCAGAGUGCCCCUCCACUUGGGCUGGAGAGAGAGGUCGCCCGGGAUGAGGAGAACUGCCUCACGAGCUCGAAGCGCCGGCACCUAUAAGCAGCGGAGCAUGAAGCGUCUGGCGUCUUGGUGGGGCUGGGAAGCUGUUGUCAAGGGCUCAGGCUUUGUUGCCAUCACACCAUUACCUCAUUGCGCCAGGGUGGAUGACGGGGUUCUGGUCUUGGGUAGAGAAUCAGCAUUCGCUGGCGUAGCAGUACGCACAUGGAAAUUCGCGAUGCUUCGGGCGGGCGAAGGCGUGGGGAAGCGAAGUCAUGAUGCGGGCAUAACCAAAGACAUGUCCGCAAACGAUGAAGGAAACCGAGUGACGGGCAGGUUGCAAGCCAUGUGUCAUCUCAUGAGCAUCGCAUCGCACCAUAUCGCAGAAGACUCGGUGUACUUCACCGCAGCUGCAAUGGAUCAGUCUGGGUCAUUCUUGAUCAUGCACCAAUGGAUCAGAGUCACUGAGGCUUGGAUGGCGCAAUCUUGGGGCUCGGAGUUCUGCAGCGUGCAGCAGACGACUGCAUUCUACGACGAACUGGAUGCGGCGGUGUUCUUCUUUGGUGGCAUGGUUAUGAUGUUGAUGCAUUGCGCAGAGCAAGACUUCGAGGUCGGGCUUGGAUUUCCAGUGACUCGGAGUAAUGCAUUGACGCCCGCUCAACAUACACGGCGGCUGCACUCAAUGUGUUCGCUACCAAAAUGUCUCAAUGUUACGUCGCACGAAGCCAGGCAGGUCAGGAUGAUGACUGAAACCUGGACAGAGGCUGGGCGAUUUUGGUUGGGCAAGCUUGAAAAUCGCCCAACAGCCGGUCAGGUUUGCAGUCUGAACCAGGUCUUGAGUCAUGUAUGCGGGCUGCGUACCGAAGGCCUUUCGCAAAACGAAACACGGAGAAAUCCUAAGCAACGGCAUAAAAGGUUUUGCAGGACUGGACAGCCAUGGCAUUCUAUAAAGAUUCGCUCACAACCGCGUCCAUAUCAUGCUGUGCACCUUCUCCAAAUGUCCGCCAAGCUUUCCCCGCCGACUUUGGCUGGGCCGAAUCCACCGACGCGGGCACUUUCUACACUUUCUACACCUUCCACAACAACGCAACCAAGACUCGCGCCCUGCUAUAUAACCUUUACAUUCACAUCUCGCUUGGAACAUCCAAUUGCGCCAAUUCGCGAAGCUGAACCCAACACGUCCGUCCGUCACCCUCCACUCCGACCCAGCAUCGAAGCAAUGGCGAGGCGCAGACCUACCAUAAGCUCGCCGCCGAGCUGCUCUUCGAGUUCCUCCAGCGAAGACGAGCGACCGGAGAGUCCAGAACUCCCAUCCCCCCGCAAGCAGUGCCGUGGCAUCGUACGCAAGAUUGAUGCUGGCGACUCUGACUCCGGACUUGCCAAAUUCCGCAAAUGGUGGAAGUUGGUAGCGAACGGCGCGCGGAAUGCGACGAGCGAGAUGAAGGAGCUUAUGGAUGUCAAGACGUGUGACAAGGUUCAAAAGGCAAUUACAGCUGAGAUCAAGGACAAAAAGACUCUCCAAUGCGCGCGUGCGCUUGAGCGCUCCGACUUUUGGAACUUGUCCGUAUUCGACGUCUGGGGAUUGUUUGGGAGCAGCGGCGCAACAAGUCGAACAUUCUUGGACAAACUGAACGCUUUGGCAGCCGACUUCGAGAAUGCCGAGGACGCGCUCGCGCUCAUGGGAGAAGCAAGAGAGACGCGCAUGAAAGUCUCAAAAAGCAAAUAUGAGUGGAAGCCGCAAGAUUUGGACAUGGCGCUCAACAUGAAGCGGAAGCAAGAUGCGAACAAAGCCCGGAAUCUCACCUCAGGGCAAGAAGAUACUCGCGGUUCUGGGAAAUCACACGACGCGGAGCAAGCGACGUCCGCCUCCAAUUCGGAUGCAGAUACGGAUGAGGAAAGCGAUGAUCCCAACACCCAGGACGGAGCCAAGGCCAGAACCAGCAGAGACCACAGAGCACCAGGAACCAACACCGCGCCAACGACGCCGAAGCAGCUUCCUCUUCCCAACAGUAAGGCGAAGAGAAGACGAAGAUUUUCCGACAUCUCUCCAUUGUCAAGGUCCAUCGAGCGUGGACGAGGUUUGCAUCAGCAGCAUAGCUCGAGGUCGUCACUCUCGAUUGAGCGUGGCCGAAGAUUACGUCAGCCGCGUCGCUCGUCGCUUUCCCCCGCCCUCGACUUCAGCUUACCGAACUUCCUGAACCCAAAGACACGUACCACCCAUCAAGGGACUCCCAAACUUGGCGCGGGUCCCACCGACUCCGAACUUCUUUCAUCGCUCAGUCCGGCAUCCUCUGAGCCUGACGCCGCACCCUUCUUCCAGUUCGAUGGUACGCCUUGUCGCUCCUCCCGGCGGCCAUCCAGCGCCUCCACUUCGUCAGAACACGGCUCACCAGGCAUGGCAAGCGUCACACAGUCCUCAUCGCUCGGUGCUGGGCCAGCCAGCGCCUCCAAUCCGACCACGCAGGGCUCAACGAACAUGGCAAGCGCCACGCAGCCCAAAGCGUUGUCCAAACGCCCCCGUCGAGACUCCUCCGACUUCGUCCAAGACUCUAAUCGCUUGGAUCCAAGUCGUCAUCUAGCCAUCCCACACACUGAGCCGCUCACUCUAGAUCAUCUGGGCUCGUGGAUUGCUGUUCUCUCUACCAUUCUGGAGCCACACACUUCCCUGAGGCGUUGCACCGUUUCCGACAUCACCGAAUGGAUACAGAAUGCCUCCCCGGCCGCCGGCAGCCAGCACAUCAUCGUCAUCCAGGACCAAGCACUGGAGCAAAUUCCAGUUGUCUUCGUCGAUCGCUCGCCACACCACGCAAGAACCAACAUCUAUGCUGAUGACGACAGCUUUCGGAUCCUCCAGAGUGCCCUGACGGCCCAUGUGCCCAACGUAUCCCACAAGGCACCUCCGACCAUGAGAUCUGAGGAUGUCGUAACAGCACAUGGCCUUGAAGCAAGCAUCCUGUCCGCAUGCGUUAUCACAGGCGUCCUCGGCAUGCAGACGCGCAAACUCGCCACAAAGCUUGAGCGGAUGAUUCCUGCGGUAUGGGGAAGAGCCAUUCGGGUCGCGCACGAGUUCAGGGCAGGCAGUCCUACGACACAGCAAGCAGUGCUCGAUCGCUGCCGAAUUGCCGACUUGCCCAAUUCCAGCUGGACGAUCAAUCCGGCCACGCUUUCACUGCCUGGGCCUUCGACAACACAUGUCGAGUUGCUGCACCAUUUUUUCGAAAACACCACCCUGAGCGCUUUCCGAAAAAGCCAGAACCUCAGCACUGAAUGGACCCUGGUUGCCGACAACUCACGACUGGUUGUCAUCAUUGCCGCCGAGGUCCUCAAGAACCUUGCUGUCUCAGCCGCCUCGCCUGACGCCCCUGCUGAGCGUCAGAAGCUGCAGCAAGAGCUGGAAGGUCUCCAUUCCGAGUGUCGUUGA